AUGGAGAGAUUUAGAGAAAUUAUUUAUCAGGCAGUUGAAAAUGGUCAGAAAAUAUUUUCCAAAAUGUCAUUUAAUCCACCACUUUCACAAGACGUUCAUACAAAGAAUUUAUUACCUCUUCUGGCCAACGGGGAAGCUUACAUUCUUCUACGCCCAAAAACUCAAGUUGCUCUACAACUCGCCAAACGAAAGGUGGUUGGUAAGGGAAGUACGGUAUUAACAACUCAUAGGAUAGUGUUUAUAAAGGACCAGAAUGAAGAUUUUAAAAAGGUUUUUUCAAGCUUAAGUGUACCUUAUUCUCACCUCGAACAUCCCCUUUUCGUACAACCUCUACUACUCACCAAUCACUUCAAAUUCACAGUCUACUCCGCCCAUUUAACCCUACCCCCGGACAUAAUUAACCCCUAAUUAUCACUCAUUUAACUUCUUAUUUACACAUAAUUAUCACCGUUGUAGGAUAGGAAUGGAGCGCAUCCUUUUGAGUCUGAGGGUGUGUUUAAAUUAUUAUUUGUGUCGGGAGGCGCUCAAGUGUUCUUGAAUAUGUUUUAUAAAUUCUAUGCCAGAUACAGGAAUAAUCCAGCGUUAAUGACCUCAAGUAACCCAAUGUCAGACCUCAGAGACGAUAACUGCGCCUUCGUUGAUCCCAGUGAUCCCUCACAUCUAUACUUCACACAACCCGAAACCACUCAAAUUCAUGAUCCCAAUUCUACCAAUCAUACACAAACUAACUCAACCAAUCAGCAACAAACUAAUCAGUCACAAAAUAAUCAAUCGGAAGGUAAUGUAACUGGUCAGACUGAGGAGGGUAAUGCAAGAACGGCUGGAGAACCACAGGGAGAUAGUGGAACAGGGCAUUUAAUGAAUCAAAUAGGCAAAUGCUCAUCAUUAUUCCGUAUCGGACGUUAAUAUAAUUUAAGUUUAAUUGUAAUAUAAUAAUUUAAUGGAA
Messenger RNA from Theileria parva strain Muguga, 946 nucleotides. RefSeq lists its product as uncharacterized. The record is from RefSeq and is a predicted model, not a curated record. Lineage: Eukaryota; Apicomplexa; Aconoidasida; Piroplasmida; Theileriidae. The transcript is spliced from 4 exons. Bases 1 to 408 code for a protein of 135 amino acids.